Molecule: messenger RNA, 3062 nt
Organism: Rhipicephalus sanguineus (brown dog tick)
Lineage: Eukaryota; Metazoa; Arthropoda; Arachnida; Ixodida; Ixodidae
Exons: 4
Coding region: 172-774 (200 amino acids)
Biological process (GO): lipid transport; ganglioside catabolic process
Cellular component (GO): cytoplasmic side of plasma membrane
Molecular function (GO): enzyme activator activity; lipid carrier activity
Source: RefSeq, a predicted model, not a curated record
AUCACACAGGUCCUGGUCAUGGAAUUUCGCCGUAGUGUCACCUUUCCCAGCAAUACAUUCGCGACUUAGCGGAUUGUGGAGUGUCUAGCGAUAAACACACAUUUAUUAAAACUGAACGUUCAGCCCGUUUUUGUAAGAUAUUCUGAUCCCUGAAAAAAAAUUGACAACGCGAUGUUGCUAGCCCUGGUAUGCGGCCUUGUUUUUGCUUCACGAGGGACUUCGGCAUCCAGUCUGCAGGUGCCCAUGCUGACCAUGCACACGGGUAGUCAAAAUGAGACCGUCAGCAACGACGUGACCGUAUUCAACGUCACCGUGAGCAGUCAGCCUGGAAGUAACACACUCAACGUGUCGUUUCACAUCGACGUUACUGUGUCAUUGAAAACGCAUCCAACACUUGAAGUGGCGAUUACAGAGAAAGGAUCGGAAUCCUUGAUCCCGUGUCUUGAGCACAUCGGUUCUUGUGAGUACCACCUCUGCGAUGGCAAUUCUACCAUGGAAAAAGAAAUUACGAAGGCGUGGAAUAACACAUGUCCCAUUAUGGCUGGAAAAUAUCUUGUCAACAUGACACUGGACCUUGCGAAGAACAAGUACCUGACUUCAGGAAAUACGAUGAAAAUCUUCAACUACACGUUCAAGGAUGGUGGCAAUGUCACUGGCUUUGUGUCUUUCCCCGUCGACAUUCCGCCCAUGGCAGGCUCAUCGGCCUGCCCGCUACCAGCCAUACACGCAUCGUGGAUUCUCAUUGUUUCUCUGUUGAUGCUGAGAUUUUGGUAGAGUUCAUCAAAAUGAGCUUGGACCAAGUUUGUCGCAAACAUACGUUUAUUUGUGUAGAAAAGGUCUAUGUCUUAAAAUAUUAAGAGUCCAGUGCACCUGUUAACAAGUCGUGAUCAAAGUGCAACUCCCAAAUUAAUGUCAACGAGCAAGAACUACCCGCAGGGGCGGUAUGUUGUGGAAAUGAAAUCUGCAGGUGUUUCGUCAUUCAGUUGUCAAAAACUCACCUGGUCCCCCAACCAUUCUCUUAAGACAGGAGUCUCAAACACGCGGCCCGUGGCUUCACAAGGAACAAACUUUUCUGGCUUUUCUAAAUGGUAUUCGCAUUAUUUUCUCGCCUGUUGCGAUUAAUAACCCUUUUCUCGGGGAGCUACAAAGAUGAAACUGGUCUCAAGGAUUUUUUUGCCUGAGGCAGCCCAUGCAGUCACUUUGUAUUGAAACAUCACCGUAGAACAAAAGCUAUUUCAGAAUUUUAGUCAUUCUGCAGAUAGGUAUAGUCAUGUUCAAAUUUUAGUGAUUCUGCGGAUAGGUAUAUUCAUUUUCAAAUUUUAGUCAUUCUGCAGGUAGAUCUCUCUAAACCUACGUCAAAUUCCCUCCGGAUAUCACAUAUGUAUGAGAUAUGGGAAAUGCAUUCUUUCAAAUGGCAACGUUAGGUGACAUUUUGUUCGAAUCCCUGCCACCAUAUUCGCUGCCACGGCCCCUGUGGGACUACAUUUUCGAACUGCGGCCCAAUAGUGGAGAUUAGCUUCGAGACCCCUGGCCUAAGACGUCUCGAAGCCGAAAGCUAUCUUUUGUUUUUGCUUUUCACUCGAUGUAUUGAUCCUUCCCUGGCCCCACCGAAAGCGUUCUGUACCUAAACGUGGUUUCGCACUGCCUUCAGGAUCGGACGCAUUGCAAGCUUCCUGCACUUUACCUGCUUUUCCACUGCCUCCGUGAACGGCCCACAUUUGGCCAAGUGACGAUGUCUUGUCAUGACGUCAAACAUUCUAUCAGCCUCUGACGCCAUAUUGACGUCAUUUGGUGACGUCACCACACGAUGAUUUUUGCAUCUCUCGUGUUGGCGGCGAUGACCCCGACGGUCAAUUUUCGCAUUUGAUGGGGCAUCUAAGGCUUUCGCCUUAAUAAUUUGACACUUAUCCUGUCUUUUACGUCCAUGCUUUUCUUGUUUUGCCAUUCUGGCCCCGCCACGGUGGUCUGGCGGUUAUGGCGCUCGACUGCAGGCCCGAAGGUCGCCGGAUCGAAUUCGGGCCGCGGCGGCUGCAUUUUCGAUGGAGGCAAAAAGGUUUGAGGCCCGUGUACUUAGAUUUAGGUGAACGUUAAAGAACCCCAGAUGGCCGAAACUUCCGGAUCCCUCCACUACAGCGUACCUCAUAAGCAUAUCGUUGUUUUGGGACGUGAAACAUGGCAGCUGCGAACAGCAGCUCCCAUUCACUAAACCAUCGGAUGAACAUCGAAAGUCUAAGCUUUAAAGCAGCAACUUCGUGCUUGCACCAAUGUCCUCAUGUGUUCACGUAAUGUUAUAAUUUUUAUGAUCCAAAACAAGAACGUCAUUGUACGAAAACUGUGUCCCCGUGUACUUUCUCAGUAGUUGCAGCUACCAGGCUGGCCGGAAGCGUAAAAAUCCUGCCUUGGCACAUGUUAUUUGCAUUACGAGUACAAUUUACGUUUCUCUUGUUAGCGCUGUGCAUAAUGAUGCUCAAAGGGGCCCCUAUUUUGAAACAACGAGCAGCCAUUUCAUGAAUGAGGAAUAAUUAUUGACUUAACGAAGCAAAGCAUGUGUAAAGCAACCGGAAAUUAUAUCGAACCUUUUUUAGCACGUAGCUUUACUUUAUUGGUGAAACUUCGUUUGAUAAAGAAAUAUAAUCAGUGCAUUUUUGAAAUAGAAGCCACUGCAUCAGCAUAGACAGUGUACUUGAAUGUAUUCGAAAGACAGUUUUUGCCAAGAAUAAGGUUUUUACUGUUAAAAUAUAUUCGCAAAAUUGUGGUUUGCUUUUCGCUGACAAUGUAUCCUUUUGUAGUUUUUUUUAAGGCAGCAAUGUUGUGGAUACGGUGGCUUCUUUCUUGCCUCCUCCGCUCUUAUUUUUCAUAAUUAUGUUAUUCCUUUCUGUGGGUGAUUUAUGAGGUUAUAUUAUUUUUAACGUGCCAUGACACAGAAUAUUCGUAUGGCUAGCGUUAUCCAAACAGUACAUCCCCCUGUUUUCUACUAUUUACCUUUGCGAUGUCUCUUUGAAAGGAUAUGCUUUGCAGCGUUGGUGUGCUGCUAAUUAUAUAACUGCGUAGGUAGUUUUUGU